Messenger RNA from Macrosiphum euphorbiae (potato aphid), 723 nucleotides. NCBI's taxonomy places the organism in Eukaryota, Metazoa, Arthropoda, Insecta, Hemiptera, Aphididae. The record is from the annotation of a GenBank genome assembly.
AUGGGAGGUCAAGAAUCUGAGAAAUUUCAUUGGCCUUGGCAAGUCGCGGUGUUAAAUGGAUUUCAGGAGGUAAUUUGCGGCGGUACCCUCGUGGCUCCUGGUUGGGUGCUCACAGCUGCACAUUGUUCUAGACAAAAACUAUUCGUUAUAUUAAAGGAAUACGAUUUAUCUGUUUAUGAAGGCGAUGAGAUCAGAGUGAGGGUUGAACGUAUUAUAAUACACCCCAGAUACAAUCCAAAUACAAUUGAUAAUGAUAUGGCUCUGUUAAAACUACGUGCCUUGGAUUUAGAAAUAGAUGGUGGAUUAAACUUGCAACCAGCUUGUCUUCCGCCCUCUGAUUUUCAACGGCGGAAACGGAAGCCUAAAAUGUGCGUAGUUAUUGGAUGGGGAAAAGUGCAAUCUCAAGAUUCUUAUGGAUCUCGAAUACUUCGAGAAGCUAGGGUUCCGAUCGUUGGUCAGCGGACGUGCCGAUCUGCGUACUGGCGUUAUCAGAUCACUGACAAUAUGUUCUGCGCUGGGUACAGAGACGGUCGGUCGGACACUUGUUCGGGCGACUCGGGCGGGCCUCUAUUGUGCAAAAUGCGUGGCCGAUGGACGGUGGUGGGUGUUACAAGUUUUGGGUAUGGCUGUGGCCGGCGCAGCAAGUACGGGAUCUACGCCAAUGUGGCCAACCACGUGCUGUGGAUCACGUCCGUGAUAAAGAAGUCUGCAGGCUAUCAGUGA